CUCUGAGCAUCAGUGGAUCAGUGUGUCGAGAUGUCCGACUCUCUGCUGUCCGCGUGUGUCCUCUGUCUGCUCGCGCUCUCCGCGCUCUCGUCCGCCUGCUACAUUCAGAACUGCCCGCGGGGAGGCAAGAGAUCUCAGCCGGACGCCGUCAGACAGUGUAUGGCGUGUGGUCCGGGGAAUAUGGGCCGUUGUUUCGGCCCCAGUAUCUGCUGCGGAGCCGGUCUGGGUUGUCUGGUUGGAUCUCCAGAGACGCUGACCUGCAUGGAGGAGAAUCUCCUGCCCGGCCCCUGUGAGACGGGCGGGACGUCCUGCGGAGCCGAAGGGGGCGUGUGCGCCGCUCCGGGCAUCUGCUGCGACUCGGAGAGCUGCGCUCUGGAUCCACAGUGUUCUGAAGACGUCAGGUUUCAUCCGGCGGAAGACAGCAGCGGACUGAAGAGCGUUUCAGGAGAAAUGCUGCUGCAUCUGUUGAAUCUGGCCUCGAGGAGACAAAGACCCUUCUGAUCGUGAUCUGUGUCUGUAACUCAUUCACACGUGUUGCUCAACUCAACACUGUGUACAUACUGUAUGUAGUAAAUGGAUGUAAAUGUCAA
Ctenopharyngodon idella (grass carp) is the source of this 590-nucleotide messenger RNA. RefSeq names its product arginine vasopressin (gene avp). The transcript has 3 exons. The coding region runs from base 31 to 501 and encodes 156 amino acids. Gene Ontology annotation, molecular function: neurohypophyseal hormone activity. The record is from RefSeq and is a predicted model, not a curated record. Gene Ontology annotation, cellular component: secretory granule; extracellular region. NCBI's taxonomy places the organism in Eukaryota, Metazoa, Chordata, Actinopteri, Cypriniformes, Xenocyprididae.